GGCGUUCGGAUCCUGCAAUGCUAAAUCGGACCACGGCAUCAUCAAAUGUCAGCCUGGUUUCUUCCCAUGUGGAAACCUUACUCAUUGCGUGGCCCAGCAGUUUCAGUGUGAUGGCAUUGAACACUGUCCGAAUGCUGCAGACGAAACGGGUUGUGCCAUUGAUGAUGGGUGGGUUGCGCAGUUCGACUAUCGACAUCCGGUUCCUGUCGGGGAAUUCGAACCGGUCAACAUGGUAAACGCUUGUGCACUGUCGUAUUAUCCAGAGCUAUGCAGAUGCAACAAGCUCACACAACUUGAUUGCUCAAACCUGAGCUACACGUUGAUUCCGAGUGAUAUUCCUUCAAAUGUCACUAGAUUAUUUCUGACGUCCAACAACAUUGAACGCAUUGACAGUGCGUCUUUUUCCCGUUUCCCUUCCUUGGUGUAUCUGAAUUUAAUGGGGAAUCAACUGCGUAAAAUUCCGGCCAAAUCAUUCCAACAUCUUCAUCAUCUUAGCACGCUUUACCUUUCUGAAAACAAGAUAUCGGUCAUCGAGAGAGAGGCAUUUCUAGGUCUUCAUGGACUCCAUUGGUUAUUUCUAAAUGGAAAUAAAUUAACGAGUCUCCUACCGGGAAUUUUCACUGGAUUAGAGCGACUAUACUGGCUGGACCUUCGGCAUAAUAAUAUUAAAGAUCUUAACCACGGUACUGCACUCAGGGAUUUACUCUCCGUUGCAUGGAUCGACUUUGAAGGAAAUGGCAUCCAAUCAAUUAAAGUGGACUCAUUUCCGGGAAACACAUCUUUAACAGUUCUAGUGCUGAAAAAUAACAGCAUAAGUUCAAUAGAGGAGAACGCCUUCAAGUACCAGGAAACACUAAUGGAACUUGAUUUGUCUAACAAUGAGAUAUCGCAUCUGCCUUUGGGAGUAUUUAAUCACCUUCAUCAACUUCAAGUUCUGAGGCUUCAAAACAACUCGAUGAUGUCAUUGCCAACAGGCGUUUUUGAUGAGCUACAGAAUCUGAUCGAUUUGGAUCUCGGCGGAAUCACGAUCACUGACAUCAAUGUGGAAAUGUUUGAAGAUCUGACGAAAUUAGAAAAACUGUAA
Lytechinus variegatus (green sea urchin) is the source of this 1084-nucleotide messenger RNA. RefSeq names its product relaxin receptor 2-like. Gene Ontology annotation, cellular component: extracellular matrix. The transcript is spliced from 13 exons. The record is from RefSeq and is a predicted model, not a curated record. Bases 230 to 1084 code for a protein of 284 amino acids. Gene Ontology annotation, molecular function: protein binding. NCBI's taxonomy places the organism in Eukaryota, Metazoa, Echinodermata, Echinoidea, Temnopleuroida, Toxopneustidae.